Molecule: messenger RNA, 2534 nt
Organism: Nothobranchius furzeri (turquoise killifish)
Lineage: Eukaryota; Metazoa; Chordata; Actinopteri; Cyprinodontiformes; Nothobranchiidae
Gene: nr1h4
Product: nuclear receptor subfamily 1, group H, member 4
Biological process (GO): negative regulation of inflammatory response; ecdysone receptor signaling pathway; bile acid signaling pathway
Cellular component (GO): nucleus
Molecular function (GO): bile acid binding; zinc ion binding; ecdysone binding
Source: RefSeq, a predicted model, not a curated record
AUUAAUAACCAUCUCUUUCUCUUCAACCCUCAACUGGUCGCACAUCCUCUCUCUGGAGUCCAGCCUGGUGCAACUUAGUGUCCAUCAGCAGAUGCUGACCGAGCUGUAGCUCGCAGGGUGGAUUUCAGAAUCAGGAAGACGUCAGAAGGACGGUUUUUAAGCUCAUCAAGGAGAAGCAGUAAACAAAGACUUCCUGGAACCUUGUAGCACUUUUUGGCCUCUCGUCUGUGACAGAAAACCCUCCUGAAUGAAUGAGUGGGUGAGCUCCGAGAUCAAUGUGGUGGAACCACCACAGAUCCCACCCAGCGAUGAGUUCUCCAUCCCAGAGAGUGUCCACUUCCUUGACAUCCUGGGAGAUCAAGGCAAUCCUCUGCUGCAGGACCCUGACAUCUUAUCCUUCUCCAGUUUUCCCAGUAUGCAGUACUCAUCCAUGGAGCCAAACAUGUCCUCCACACAUUACUACUCCACUCCAAACUAUUACCCUCCAUACAGCGGAGAUGAAUGGUACUCACACUCGGGGAUAUAUGAACUGAGGAAAGGUCCACUGGAGGGCAGUUAUCUGGCUGAUGUGGACGAGGGUUCCUCUGUGGUUCCCAUGGUGUGCAAGAGGACCCGGCACAUGGCGCAAGCUGGACGGGUAAAAGGGGAGGAGCUGUGCGUUGUGUGUGGAGACAAGGCAUCCGGAUACCAUUAUAACGCUCUCACCUGUGAGGGAUGUAAAGGUUUCUUCAGACGAAGCAUAACAAAGAACGCUGUGUACAAAUGCAAGAGUGGUGGAAACUGCGAGAUGGACAUGUACAUGCGCAGGAAAUGCCAGGAGUGCCGGCUGAGAAAGUGCAAGGAGAAGGGCAUGCUGGCAGAGUGUGAGUGCCUGCUGACGGAGAUUCAGUGUAAAUCCAAACGGCUGCGUAAGAACCCCAAGGCCUCCCCUGGGCGGCCGACAGGGGAUGAGACGGAGGUGGCAGACAACGCAGACAACAAACAGGUUACAUCAACCACCAAACUGUCUAAGGAAAAGAUUGAAAUCACCAAAGAGCAGCAGACACUCAUGAGACUCAUCGUAGACGCUUACAACAGACAUCAAAUCCCUCAAGACGUUACUAAAAAACUGCUACAAGAACAGUACAGCACAGAGGAGAACUUUCUCCUCUUGACAGAAAUUGCCACAAGUCAGGUUCAAGUGUUGGUGGAGUUCACCAAAAAUAUUCCAGGCUUUUUAACUUUGGAUCAUGAAGAUCAGAUCGCCCUCCUGAAGGGAUCAGCUGUGGAAGCCAUGUUUCUGCGCUCGGCUCAGGUUUUCAGCAAAAAGAUGCCCAGAGGACACACUGUGGUUGUGGAGGAGAGGAUACGCAAGAGUGGUAUAUCAGAAGAAUUUAUCACUCCCUUAUUCAAAUUUUACAAGAGCGUAGGUGAACUCCACAUGGUGCUGGAGGAACAGGCUCUGCUCACCGCCAUAACGAUCCUGACACCAGAUCGACCAUACGUGAAGAAUCAGCUGGCUGUUGAGAGGCUCCAGGAGCCCAUGGUGGAUGUGCUGAGGAAGCUGUGCACUCUUCAGCAUCCGCAGGAACCUCAGUACUUUGCUCGCCUCCUGGGCCGCCUGACGGAGCUUAGAACACUCAACCACUACCACGCAGAGAUGCUCACAUCCUGGAGAGUGAACGACCACAAAUUCACCCCUCUGCUCUGUGAGAUCUGGGACGUGCAGUGAUGCAACAUGAGCAGGGAAGAUGGCUGGGAUGAUUUCAGCUUUAAUGAGCGUGGAGGCCCAUCAGGAGAGCACGUUUAUGCAGAAGGAUGUGAGGAAUACGUCCGUGAACAGUUUGCCUUGGUUGUACCUGUUCUCAGUAUAACGUGACUCUUUUCCCACCGUUUUUGGGGUUUAUGGCGAAAUUUUGCAGGAUUUUCUGCUCAGAAGUUAGAAUUAAUUCAGCUUGACAAACUGAUCAGUCGAACACGUCCAGCACUGGAACUUCGCCCCAAACCAAGACGAAGAAAAAUGCUGAUUUAAAUUUUAAUUUCAUGAAUACAUAAUUUUUAUUUUAUUUGAAAAAGUCAUCUUCCAUUUGAAGAGGAUUUCAACAUUCUGUUUAAAAAACUGAGGGAAUACAGUCAGUCACUGAGCAGCAAACAAGGUGGAUGAUUGAUCCGGUAGAAGUUUUAAAAGAUGUGAGUAAAACACAAAAAGUUGUAGUAUCACGAACAAAGCAUGGAUGUGUUUGGGGAGACAUGGCUGCUGUGUGCAACCUCACUACAACAAACUGACUUUUAUUUUAUUGAAGUUAACCUGCUUAGAACAAAUGCACUUCGAUCAAAUGAUUUUGCACAUUGUUGCCAAUUUCAAAUGACCCAAAAAUUAUAUUUAACAAAACUGUCAUCCUUUUAGCUCAGUUUGUUCUCUCCUCCUGUUCAGACUUUACUUCUUUUUUUAUUUACUUUUCAAUACAUGUAACACAUUUGCAUGUGCUCUUUCUGUUGCAAUAAAACAUGUAGGUUUGUUGGAACUUCAUAUAAAAAUCCCCACUAUGAACGUG